This is a messenger RNA of Pseudocercospora fijiensis CIRAD86, 477 nucleotides long. RefSeq lists its product as uncharacterized. The coding region runs from base 1 to 477 and encodes 158 amino acids. The transcript has a single exon. The record is from RefSeq and is a predicted model, not a curated record. NCBI's taxonomy places the organism in Eukaryota, Fungi, Ascomycota, Dothideomycetes, Mycosphaerellales, Mycosphaerellaceae.
AUGAAACUCCUCACCCUCCUCACCCUCCUAAUCGGCACCCUGUUCGUCUCCGCCGACAACAGUUCCACCUGCCGCGCCAAACACCCCAUCGCAUGGCAAGCCAUCAACCGCUUCUGCGCCAUCACCAACAUGCAGAUCCCCUCGACCUACGCAAAACAAGGCUUCUCGACGGGCGGCGCCUCCGUGUGGAUCGACGGUUCCAUCCUCAACGCCUGUCGCCCUGCCCAAUGGGUCCCGAAAAUCUACUGUCACAAACAGUUCUAUGCCAUGUGCGCGCAAUCCAAGAGUCACGCGUUUUACGGCAGGGCCAAUUGUCAGACGUGGAGGAUUAAGUAUAAGGCUGCUGCUCCUAAGCCGGCGAAACCGAAGCCGAAGAAGACGAAUUGGCUGGGGCAGGAGGGGAUGAGUAAUCCUUUUUAUACUAAGAGGGAUGUUGUUGAGAUGGGGCCGGAGCCGACGGGGGAGGUGGAGAUUUGA